Messenger RNA from Poeciliopsis prolifica (blackstripe livebearer), 1417 nucleotides. Its product is annotated as la-related protein 4B-like. Gene Ontology annotation, cellular component: cytoplasmic stress granule; cytosol. Gene Ontology annotation, molecular function: mRNA 3'-UTR binding. The transcript has 7 exons. Bases 270 to 1271 code for a protein of 333 amino acids. Lineage: Eukaryota; Metazoa; Chordata; Actinopteri; Cyprinodontiformes; Poeciliidae. Gene Ontology annotation, biological process: positive regulation of translation. The record is from RefSeq and is a predicted model, not a curated record.
GGUCAGAGGUCAUCAUUCAGAGAAGCCUUGCAGAGGCUGGUGAUGCUGCCUCUGGUGUACAGGAACCAGAGGGUUGGAACCGGAUUGGACCUCAGAACCAUGAAGGUAUAAGCCACCAUCUCCCCAGCCGCUCUGGGCCGCCACCUUCCUCUCCUGUUUCCUCCUCUUCCUCACACGAGGAGACGCGGUCUGACAGGUUUACUCCAGCGGGUCAGAGACGCCCCCCCAGCCCGGAUCGGACCUCUGACUCGUCCUCAGACAGAAACAACAUGGAGGAGAUGAAGAGUUUACUUCCCGUUGCCCCAGACUGGAUGGUUACUGAUGCCAGCUGCCAGGAGAGUUCUGGUUCGGUGCCAGUGGACCCGGAUCAGAUCGAUGUCUAUGCCUCCACUCCGUCCUACGAGAUUCACUUCCUGAACCAGGAAGUCCCAGCCGCUGAGGAAGAGAAGGAGGAAGAGGAGGAGGUGGAGAAGGAGGGCGGGAUCAGGGACAUGGUGUCGGAGCUGCUGGGAGAACUGGCCGAGGCGUCCAUCUGCCGCCUGUACCCACAGCCCUGGAUCCGGCUGAGCCCGGACCAGAACACCGACGCUCUGGCCCAGGGCGCGUCGGAGGUGGACAGGACGAAGGGCGAGGAAGAGGAGCAGAUCCCGGCCCUGGUGUCAGAGCUGCAGCCCUCCAUGGCCCUGCUGGGGGCCUUCCCCUACAGCACGGCGACGCCCCAGGGGCCCUGCGUCUGGGACUGGCACACCACUGGCUCCCAGGCUGAAGCUGCUGCUGCUCCGUGUCUCAACCCUGAAGCUGAAGUAUGGAACGACCCCAACCUGAGCUUCCACAUCCCCGACCCAGACUACCAGCAGCUGCAGCAGCCGUGGCUGCAGCUCCCCGACAACCUGAACCACCAGGAAGGGUUUGUGUCGGAGUUUGAAGGGAACGUGGGCCUGGCGGAGGCCGAGUAUCUGACUCAAACGCCUGAAGCUCUGGCGGUGAACGGAGAGACCUCUGAUCCUCCGGUUACAGAUGAGAUCCGAGAGGAACUGAGCAGAGCUCUAGAGUCCUGCCUGACCAGGGAUUAUCUGAGCAGCGACCUGUACCUGAAGUCCCAGAUGGACAACGACCAGUACGUCUCUAUCGCCACGCUGGCCAGUCUGGACGGCAUCAAGAACCUCACCACAGACCUGGAGCUCAUCUCAGACAUUCUCAAAUCCAUGCCUCUGGUCCAGGUGGCCCCUGCGGGCAGAAGGUCCGCCCCAGACAGAACCGCUGCGUUGUGAUCUUGCGAGAGAUUCCUGACACCACGCCUGCAGAGGAGGUGGAGGCUCUGUUCGAAGGAGAGAACCUGCCCAAAGUCCUGAGCUGUGAGGUCGUCAACAACGACAACUGGUUCCUCACUUUUCAGUCAGAGGCUGACGCUCAGCAG